Messenger RNA from Lactuca virosa, 687 nucleotides. NCBI's taxonomy places the organism in Eukaryota, Viridiplantae, Streptophyta, Magnoliopsida, Asterales, Asteraceae. The record is from the annotation of a GenBank genome assembly.
AUGCGUGGGAUCAUUCUAAGCUAUUUUGGCGACCCUGCAGUCGGGCAGUCCAGCAGAUCUCGAAUGAGAGCUGCCUCUAAUAAAAUGGGUAUUGAAAUCACAUCGAUAUCAAGGCAGAUAAGUCCAUCUGAAGCAAUGUUACAGUGUUAUUGUUCCUGUUCAUCUACAGCUUUCAUCGAGAAUCAUGUGUUAAGAACAAGUGGGUGAGCUGUUCUUGAGGAAGAAAGCUCAUUGUCAAGAAGAAAAGAGCCUCACUUCAUGACUUUGAGCAGUUCUUGAGAUCAUUUUGGCAAAGAUUAUGAUAACUUAACUUUCAGUUUGCAGUUUUAAAGAUUGAAUCAAUACCAGAAUAUUGCUUUUCAUUCAUGCCUAUUUGUGCUUGUUUUUUUUUCUCUACUGGUCUUAUUAUGAUUGUAAAACAAUUAUUGAAGACAUGUGAGUUUGACUAUAUCUAGAGAACAGGGCACCCUGUUCCAGAUGGAUUGCUGGACCAAGCAAUCGAGGUGAAGCCUACAACAUAUGUUGAAAUUAAUUGGUAUAUUAGAAAGUUGAGGUUAAAUGUUAAGUAGAGAUAUAUACGUACAUGUAUGGUUUUGUUUUACCUUUGUGUUGUUAAUUUGUAAGUCUUUGUUGUGGCCUCAUCAUUUGAAAUACAUACACCAUUAUAUUCUUGAUUUUGAUCGACAA